AUGUUUCGCCGUCUCGGCACCCACCAAACCGCCUACAGGUGCGAAUCCCCUUCACAGAGCCUCAGCUCCCUGCAGUCGGACUGCUCGAUCCCGAUCAGUGGCACGGAUCCGGAUCCGGAUUUUGGCGAGGACAUCCGAGAGCAGUUAACCCCGGUCCCGCCGGAUUUCCUCCCCGAGGAGCGUAUCGUCGAAAAACGCGAGCUGCUGGCCAGCUUGCAGAAUGUCGCCAAAAAGCUAAACACCAUUGUGGCGCUGAUCAACGACUUCUCGCUGGACGCGCUGAAGAUGAGGGAAAAAGCCGAGGAUUUGCUGGAGGAGUUGAAUUCCCGUAUCCGCCCGUCUUUAAUCGCCCUCGACCUGGAGAUGAUCACCACGGAACGCCUGUUGAAAUACAACGUCGACCGGGCCAACAUCAAGGAGCACCGCAUCGACUGGCUGCUCGUUUUUAAUCGAUAUCAGAAAGAGAUGCGCCGCGUGCUGGAUGAGUUGAGCGGCGAGGUCUACGACGAGCUGGAGAACAGCUUGGCGCUGCGUUUUCGGGGGGUGAUCGGCCGCCGACCGGCCGGCGAUACGAUGGAGAAUUUGAACGAAAUGCAAUCGGGGAUGAGCCGUGCGCUGCAGCUGCUUGCCGCUGAAGCC
Messenger RNA from Mesorhabditis spiculigera, 639 nucleotides. Lineage: Eukaryota; Metazoa; Nematoda; Chromadorea; Rhabditida; Rhabditidae. The record is from the annotation of a GenBank genome assembly.